Messenger RNA from Meloidogyne enterolobii, 344 nucleotides. NCBI's taxonomy places the organism in Eukaryota, Metazoa, Nematoda, Chromadorea, Rhabditida, Meloidogynidae. The record is from the annotation of a GenBank genome assembly.
AUGAUGUCCCAAAGAUUUUCUUCUCUCUUUAUUGGGUUUCUAAUAUUUCAUAUACUGUUGUUUGUUGUUUUUGGCGCACAACCGGGUGUUGAUACGACUGAUAGAGAUGAUGAGAAACAAGUUGGAAAGGAUACGAGAAAGGAUAUUACUAUUAGCAAGGAUACACAACAUGUUGGGAAGGAUAUGCAUGGUAGGUUGAGAGAGAUAAUGUAAAUGUAGUAGAAAAUAAAGAAAAAAUCAGAAAUUAAACUUGAAAUAAAAUCAGAAAUUAAACUUGAAAUAAAAUCAGAAAUUAAACUUGAAAUCAGAAAUAAACUUGAAAUAAAAUCAGAAUUAAACUUGAA